CUCGCUGGCCAGGUCCUCAGCCGGUCUUUCAUCCCGAGGACCACCGUCGCAGCGAGACAAGUGGGGACGACGAGCAAGCGUGAUGGAGAGCCCUCGGCUGACGCUCAGGAAGAGAUGGUGUCCUACAGACCCACAACCUGCCAGGCUCCAACCAUGAUGGACAUUGGCACCAGAUCCAUCUUUAAUGAAGACCAUGACAUAUUCAGAACUUCAGUUCGAAAAUUCUUCAAUGAGGAAGUUUUGCCUUACCAUGCUCAGUGGGAAAAGGAUGGCCAGAUCUCUCGUGAGUGUUGGCUGAAGGCUGGUGAACAGGGUCUUCUCGGGACUGACACUCCUGAUCAGUUUGGUGGCAUUGGAGGUGACUUCAAGGAUGCAGCAAUCAUCAUGGAGGAACAAUCGUAUGUUAACUGCUCCGGCCCAGGUUUUGCUCUUCAUUCCCAGAUUGUGAUGCCAUACAUUACACACUAUGGUACCCAAGAGCAGAUCGACAAAUACAUCCCUGACAUGGUGGCUGGGAAGAAGAUCGGAGCCAUUGCCAUGACUGAACCGGGUGCUGGAAGUGACUUGCAGGGAGUUCGUACAAAUGCCCGUAAGGAUGGUGAUGACUGGAUUCUGAAUGGCUCCAAGACUUUCAUCACAAAUGGCUACAUGAGUGAUGUGGUUCUUGUUGUAGCAGUGACCAACCCAAAUGCCAAGGCUGCGGCUCACGGUAUUUCACUGUUUUUGGUGGAUGAAGGGAUGGAAGGCUUCAGAAAGGGACGUAAACUCGAGAAGAUGGGCAUGAAGGCCCAGGAUACAGCUGAACUGUUCUUUGAUGAUGUACGUCUCCCAGCUUCUGCCCUCUUGGGAAAAGAGAACCAUGGCUUCUAUUACUUGAUGAACGAGCUUCCUCAGGAACGUCUUCUCAUUGGUAUUAUGUCUUGUGCCAAUGCUGAGUGGCAGGUUGAAGAGACCCGUGCCUACCUGCGCUCAAGAAAGGCCUUCGGAAAGACCCUUUCAAACCUCCAGACCAUUCAGCAUAAAUUGGCUGAGUUGAAGACUGACGUCUGUGUUGCCCGUGCUUUUACCGAUCAGUGUAUUGACCUUCAUAAUAUGGGCAAGCUUGAUGGCAGCAUGGCUUCCAUGAACAAAUAUUGGAUGUCCGAUCUGCAGAACCGCGUCGGCUACCAGUGCGUGCAGCUCCACGGCGGCUGGGGCUACAUGUGGGAGUACCCGAUCGCCAAGUCCUACGUCGACGCCAAGGUGCAGACCAUCUACGGCGGCUCCAACGAGAUCAUGAAGGAGCUCAUCGCCCGCCAGAUCGUGGCCGACAAGAGGGUCUAGAGGAGGAGGAGGAAGACGUGCGAAAGCGGCCGAUGGCGACGGCGACGGCGGCGGCGGUGGCGACGACAGUGGUUUUCAGCGCCGAACGAGGCUGCGAGGAGAUAUUCGCCCGGGGGGGGGGGGGUACGAUGAUUGAAUGGGUCCUAAUUGGGUUCUUCGACUGAAAGAAGUAGAAAUCCGAACUUUCUUCCAUUUUCUUUCUCUUGUUCCUUCUUUUUUCUUGGGGUAAGGUCCUGCUCACCCCGGCGAAUCUUGCUGUAUUUCCCAAGGUCUAGGAAAGAAAUGACAAAACGAAAAAACAAGGUGCUAUGUUGCCAGCUAUCAACUCCUAUCCUUCUACACCUUCGUUGCACUGAAACCUCGAACCUGUACGAUUUCUUCUUCGUUUUUAUUUCGAGCACACGAGCCACUGUGGUUUUUGCCUUCUGAACGACCAUGAGGCGGAGUUACAAGAAGUGAAAUCCGGCCUGUUUGACUAAAAAAGGUUUUUUUUUAGCGAUUUUAGAGAUACUUUUUUUGCGUGACACCCUAGUAUCUGCGCCAAAGUUUCAGGAGCUUUUUUUUUUUAGCUGAAGUAUCUGAAGCUUCUAAGGUGCAGUGUCUUUAGGUUCAGUCAUCUGUACAUAUCUAUAUAUUUUUUCAGAACAACACAAUGCAAUUAGUAUAUAACACGUACAUAUGAAUGGUUCUUAGUUGUUAGUCAGUCCCAGUGGAUACCUCUUCCCAGAUUUGAUUCUUUAUUCCCUUCAUACACUUUUGAGUUUUCCUUUCCUCUUUCCGUCAAAAAAGAAGAAAGUGGAAUACCUCCAGAAGUUUAUUAAUUUCAACUCCAGAUUGGUAUUUACAUGAAUAUCCAGCAAAACAUAUAUAGUUACAUGAUUUUUUUUUUUCCACUGCUUUCACUAUUUAGAGAAUGCGCGUGCACUGUUUUUGGAAGUUCAGUAGCGGUUUUUUUUUUUGUUUUCUUGAGAUCAGAAUUGUUUUUAAGUGUAUUACAUUAAAAAGCUAGAUUAAGUGAAUUUGGAAGACAUACCAACAAUGCAUUAUUAGUUGAAGGGAAAUUAGAAAUUUGCUGUAAUCAGGUACUGUAAUUUCAGUAAAUAAGUCUUCAUAAUUG
Messenger RNA from Penaeus vannamei (Pacific white shrimp), 2440 nucleotides. Its product is annotated as long-chain specific acyl-CoA dehydrogenase, mitochondrial. NCBI's taxonomy places the organism in Eukaryota, Metazoa, Arthropoda, Malacostraca, Decapoda, Penaeidae. Gene Ontology annotation, molecular function: flavin adenine dinucleotide binding; long-chain fatty acyl-CoA dehydrogenase activity. The record is from RefSeq and is a predicted model, not a curated record. Gene Ontology annotation, biological process: long-chain fatty acid catabolic process.